GCGUCCUGAGUUUUACAAUCCCAUAAUAUUGAUGACGGCCUGUAUAAAAGUACCCAGAAGAUAUUUGUGCACCUGUAUAGUCAGAAAUGCACGUCAUUCGAUUUCAUGUCAAAGCAGCUGAUUAUAUAGGAUUAUAUUCCAGUCUGUUAGACUGAUGUAACCUGCAUCAAUUUCUAGGAUUACAUGAAGCAGAAGAAAGGAUGAUUGCUGCCUGAUGCAGUGCAAGAAAUUUUAAGUACCCUAGGUAGUGAUAAUGUGUUGGAUACAAAACAUGUACUGUGUGAAGUACAUAACACUAUGAGGAGGUGCAGUAAAUGGGCGUUUUCAGUAUGAUCACUAACAACAAUACGUUUGGAAUCAGCCCGGUAGGGAAGGGUUCGCGGAGACAGAGUUAUGGACUUGUUAGUGAGGACGAAGAGAAAUCCAUGUGGAAAGAAUUUUCCUUGUCCCAUAUCAAGGACACCUUUAAAAGUCUGCAAAUGGAGGAAUUAUACCAGUACUACUGUGUCCACAUGAAGAACUCCCUAACUAUAGCCCUUGUUGUCAUGACAACUAUUAUAUGUCUUACUGUGCUGUUCUAUCAUCUUUUUGACACUCAGGACAUGACAACUACAGAAUUUAUUUCUCAUGUAGCCAUUGUCGGCUCAGGGAUCGCUGGAAAUUGUGUGUUCUUUGGAUUCGUCGUGCGGAGUAAAUUCUACUGUCAAUAUCCCACCUGUAUUUCUAUUUCAUACUGGAUAUUUCUCCUUGUGUUGCUCAAUUUGUAUUUCAAUGUGCCAUUCCAUAACAGACGACCUACAGAUGAUGUGGUAGUUGUGUUUUAUGCUAUUCUAGUGUGUUACACCAUGCUACCACUUUCUAAGUGCUGGUCUCUUGUGCUGGGUGCUUUGACUGUUGUUCUUCAGUUGACGACUGCCGGGAUUCUAGCAGAAGAUAAGACAUUUCUUGUCGGUCAACUGAUGAUUAAUUUUGUGAUACUAGUGUGUGCCAAUAUAAACGGAAUGUACCACAAAUAUCUGACAGACCUAACACAUCGACGGACAUUUCUAGAAGCUAGAAAUUAUAUACAGUCCAUGUUUAAACUAGAAAGAGAGAAGAAACAACAGGAGGAAUUGCUUACUAGCUGUAUUCCCAAUGAUUUAGUGGAGGAGAUCAAAGAUCUAAGUAAAAAAAUGAAGAGCAGUCGGACCUCACUCCACGAUCUCUAUAUUCAGCAACAUACUGAUGUCAGUAUAUUGUAUGCAGACAUUGUCAAUUUCACCCCUCUGGCUGCUGAGUGCACAGCAGAGGAACUUGUCAAGAUGUUAAAUGAACUGUUUGGACGAUUUGACCAGCUUGCUAAGAAAAACCAGUGUAUGAGGAUUAAGAUCCUAGGUGACUGUUAUUACUGUGUGUCCGGACUGCCUACUCCAAACUCCAACCACGCAGCCAAUUGUGUCAACAUGGGGCUCCGGAUGAUUGAUGCCAUCAGAGAAGUUCGGGAAGCGACUGGUGUAGACGUGGAUAUGAGGAUUGGAGUCCACAGCGGAAUGGUCCUUAGUGGUGUUCUUGGGUUGUGUAAGUGGCAGUAUGAUGUCUGGUCUGAUGAUGUCACUAUUGCCAACCAUUUAGAAUCUGGAGGAGUGCCUGGUAAGGUCCACAUCACCAAGAGAACCCUGGAGUAUCUGUCCAAUCAGUUUGAGGUCGAGCCAGGCGCGGGUCACAUGAGGGAUGUUUACCUAGCGCACCACAACAUUGAAACUUUUUUGAUUAAACCGAAAGUCAGAAAGUUUGAUGAGAGUCGGACAAUCCGUUCCCGCUAUGAGAGCAGUCUGAGAGCAUCGCUCCGAGUCACAAAAUACCUGGAAAACUGGAAUGUAGACAAACCAUUCGCUAGUCUCCACGUUAGCCCUAUGGCAACCAAGUUACUGAGUGUCACUAGCUUGGCAUUUCUUGACUCUAAUCUAGUCUUGAACAGUAUUGAGAAUGACCAUGGAGUAAUUGGUCCCAGCCAACAGUUAAAUAUAGAGGUCAAUGCUGAAUUGGCCAAAAAAUCCAAAGAUCUGGUUAAAAAGUAUUCCUUUAGAUCCAUGAAGAAGCAUGAGGAGGAUUUUAACCCCCUUCUGAUGAGUUUUAGUAAACAGCAGGAGAGAGAGUACCAGCAGAGACCCGACACCUCCUUCAAACUCGGACUUCUGUGUGCCCUCUUCAUGUUCAUAGGAGUCAUCAUUGUGCAAGCCGUCAUGUCAAACAGGGAUGCCGUAUUCUUUAUCAGUAUUGUUUUUGGUUGUGCUGUGUUUGCAGUAGUAAUCAGCUUUAGUUUCAUCGCAGAAUGUUUAACACCAAUUAAGGGUAGCCCAUUGGCCAAUCGUGUUCUUGUAUUAGCCUGUCAUGUGACCAACAGCUUGGCUGCCAGGAUGUUUAUUGUCACUCUCUGUGUAUUUUGUGUGUACAUUACCUCCAUUGUGCCUGUGAUAAGUAACCAGUCCCUGCCAGAAGACAAAGGCGCUGUCAACAAUACAAAACCUUUGUACUGGGUGCACAGCAGUCUGUUUGGAAUGGUGACAACAAGCCUCUUUCUGCAAAUUAGUCUGACUUUUAAGGUCAUUCUGACCAUCAUUGUUGUCAUUAGUUACAACCUUACCUACCAUUUCAGUGGAAUGUUCCAAGCAGACAUGUUCAUCAGGAGCAGUAUUGAACCACUAGACAUUGCCACGGGAAUGUCUAUAUAUUUGGCUGUGUUCCUGUUUACCUUGAUAUUUCACGACAGACAGGUUGAAUAUGCAAAUAGACUGGAUUUCCUUUGGAGGAGAGAAUUUCAGUCCGAGACAGAGAAGGUUAGAAACACUGCAGAGCAAAACAAGAAGCUGCUGGAAAACAUAUUACCCACUCACGUGGCCGAGUAUUUCCUGCGAGGAAGCCGAAGCAAAAACGAGUUAUACAGUGAGUCUUAUGACAAUGUCUCUGUUAUGUUUGCAUCCAUUCCAAACUUCAAAGAGUUCUACCAUCAGAAUGCAUCCAACAAGAAUGGAAUUGAAUGUAUUAGAGUUCUGAAUGAAAUCAUUGUGGAUUUUGAUCAGCUCCUUUCAAGAUCAGAGUUUUCAAAUAUAGAGAAGAUUAAGACAAUUGGGAGUACGUACAUGGCAGCGGCCUGUCUGGAGCCGGGGCGGGAGAAUGAAGGACACCAGGGAGAAUGUCAGAAAAAUGUCAUCAUGUUGACUGAGUUCGCUCUCAAGAUGAUGGUCAAAUUAGAGGAGAUAAAUCUCAACUCAUUCAAUCAGUUUAAACUCAGAGUUGGUAUCAAUCAUGGUCCAGUGAUUGCUGGGGUGAUCGGAGCCCGAAAACCUCAGUAUGAUAUUUGGGGGGACACAGUCAAUGUGGCCAGUCGGAUGGACAGCAGUGGGGAAGCCAGUAAAAUCCAGGUCCCAGAGAAAACAGCAGUGAUACUCAUAGAAGCAGGGUUUCAAAACGAAUACAAAGGUCUAACCAAAGUCAAAGGAAAGGAACCAAUGAAGACGUACUUCAUCCUACCAACUGCCAUCGAGGCAGCUGAUGACAAUCAGGGUUGAAAAAUCAACGUAUGCCGUUAUCCGCAACCACCCACUCUUGAAAACUCCCUGAGCCAAUAUCCACAUUUCCUUGAAACAUCAUGAGCAGGUCAAGAAAUAUUCCCAAGGAUACUAAGACUGCAGUUUCCUCAGUCUCCGUAAUAUAGCUGUCGUAUUGUGGCAUACAGCGUCUUCUAUUGGCAAAGAGAGCAGAAAAAGUAUAUAACUCUGUCGUGCUUAUCUUGCCAAAAUUCGUUCCAGGAAUUUCACUGAAUGAAAACAAAAUUUUGAUUGUCCUGAGGAUAAAUAUUCAGACACAAACUUCUUACUCCUGAGUACCAAUAUAAGAAAUUUAUUUAUGUUGACAUCGAUCGCUAUGUACAUGUAUUGUAUAAACAAAUGAUAAAGGCACUGAAGUGUCUGGAGACAUCAUAAAAUGUUAUUGUAUAUUUACUGUUGUAUGAUCUGAGCCUACUCUAAACACCCUCUGUGUGCAUAUCUGUAAUAUAGGAGAACAUGGAUAUAGUUAUCAAAGACUUCCGGCCACAAAAUUACAAUUCUUUAUAUCAAAAUUGAAUUCCAGUAUUUUGCCUUACCUGGAAGAAAUUUGACUGGGCUACUGUGAUUUUUUCACUAUAACAAGGUGUAUAUAUUAAAGAGUUACACUGUAGUUAGGACACCAUGAUAAUGCAUGCAAUGUAUGCAAGGAAUCGUUUAGAAGAAAAUGAAAGUAAAAUAUAUGCAGUAUGUAGAGAGUGCAGGAGAUUGACCUCGGUGAUCAGUGCUGAAUGAAAUGGGCAUGGUGUGUUUUGAAUGUAACAGUUUGUAUGCAUUUUAAUGAAAACUACUGCAAUCCCACUACAUUGUAGAUUUCCUCACCCUGUACAGUUGUAUUUUACAUGAAAUGUAGAACAUCGUGAUAUUUUUACCUGCAUGUGUUUUGUAUUCCUUGUAAUGUUGUAUUAGUUGUUCAGAUACAAUCAUAAACUGUGAUACUGUUAUUUGUUACUUGUGCUUAAAAUGCACAAUGAUGUUCAUGAAAAUAAUCGUAAUUCUCUUUCCUGUCAUCGAUGUAGGUGAAGCUGUUAUGUUUGUGUCUAGCUCUGUUUUGAUAAUUAUCAUCUUGAUUCUGCCUGACUUGUUCUAACAUUGAUAAAAAAUAACAGUAGAAAAUAAAAUUUAAUGUUCUCAUAUCCAAAAUUAGAAAUACCUAAUUUGAAAUGACAGGAAUGCAAUAUUAAUUGAUGUUAAUUAGCCUAAUUCAUUCUUGUCUAAUGCAUUAUAUUUUUUACUCAAUUGUAUCAUUCAAGUGGUAAAAAUUAGGAAAUAAUCUGUUACUAGAUCUACAUGCGAGAUGUGUGCAAAAUUUUACCAUGAAAUGGUCAGGGAAUAUAGUGUUACCCCUUUCUGCCCAUCAUUCCACCAUACUUAGUUUUCUGAACUUUUUGCUGUGAUUGCAGAUAAUGAGCCAAUAUUUCAAUGGUAUAUCUCUAUACAUUGAGUGCGAGUUUCAUGUUGAAUGACCUAAUUUCACUAUAGAGUUAUUGCCCUUAGACUUUGAACAUUUCUAAUUAAUAACUGUUUUCUAGAUGUUUUUUUUUUUAAUGAUGUUCUUUCUAGAUGCAAGAUUUACAUGGUAUAUAUCAUUAAUUAAAAAAAUGUAAUUUUUACAAUGAAUGUAUAUUAGUGUGCAUUAGUACAUGUAAUUAAGAAAUUUAUAUUUCAAUAAUUCAUUGCAAGGUCCGUCUUGCUUUCUCGUGUCCUUAAAAAGUGGUAUAAUUCUCGAUAGUAUAAUUAUACUGAUUCAAGAAAACAAUUACGGUAAUUUAAAGCACCAAUAUAUGAUAUUGUAUUUUUUGUUCCAUCUGAACCCCAUGUUUAUUUUCACAUCCUAGGACUUCAAAUAUUUGAAAUAUGAAUGUCAGCGGGAGCAUUGGUGUCAAAAUUACUGAAACACAAAUUUAUUCAUAUUUUGAAAUUUUGUUUUCAUAAUGUUUAUCAAUAAUGAUUUACACUGUAAAAAUAUUUUUUAGAUCCCGAAUCAUUUUACAGUAGUUUGUGGAGAAUCUCAUUUAUUGAAGGACAGUAUCAUUAUCUAAUUUAAACCAUAUUAACCAUGAUGGCAUUUUACCUUGCAAAUGAUGAGGAUUAAUCUCUGUGAUGCAUAUCAAGGCUUUGCAAUGCAUGUUUUUAUCAGUGGUAUGAAUUAGUGUUUUAAAUUGAAGAAAUAAUCUUCAUUAUCUAUGUUUUGUUUCCGAGAACUUUGUAUUUUUAUAUCUAUCUAGUCAUUGAUGGGACGUGUGUUUUCUUGUUGCUGUAUCCAUUAUACAGUAAAACAUAAAAUUGUCAAAAAAGUA
Molecule: messenger RNA, 5884 nt
Organism: Ostrea edulis (European flat oyster)
Lineage: Eukaryota; Metazoa; Mollusca; Bivalvia; Ostreida; Ostreidae
Product: adenylate cyclase type 2-like
Biological process (GO): adenylate cyclase-activating G protein-coupled receptor signaling pathway; intracellular signal transduction; cAMP biosynthetic process
Cellular component (GO): plasma membrane
Molecular function (GO): adenylate cyclase activity
Source: RefSeq, a predicted model, not a curated record